Molecule: messenger RNA, 225 nt
Organism: Plasmodium gonderi
Lineage: Eukaryota; Apicomplexa; Aconoidasida; Haemosporida; Plasmodiidae
Exons: 2
Coding region: 1-225 (74 amino acids)
Source: RefSeq, a predicted model, not a curated record
AUGGAAUCCCUAAAACAUGUUUUUCAAGAACUGCUUAAAAAGAAGGACCAACUUUUUCAAUGCACAAAAUUAUCGGUAUUAUUAAGUGAUCCCUUCACUUUCUUUUUCAUGUGCAUAUUUCUGUUCAUUCUUACAAGUGUAAUGACUUAUCUGUACUGUUUUUGCAAGGGCUAUGAGACGAGAAGAAGUCCACGAGUACACAAAAUGUCCAAAAAGGUUAAGUAA